AUGAGUCGUGAACAUGGGUUUUGGAGGGUCCCCUUUCAGAUUUCAGGGGCUUCAUAUUGCUCAUUGGUUCGUGGCAAGUGGUGGCACUAUUAUGCUUCCAGUGUAACGCUGCUUGAAAUUAGCAAGUGGCCAGUUUUAGCUUGUCUUGCACCUAAUCUAAAUUACCUUUUGCUACACAAGAAUCUGCUGGCCCCUAAAAGAGAUGCAAAGUCAUGUGUUCGAAGGCCUCAUGUGCCUGGGCUCAAUACUUUCAUGUGUGGUGAGGAUGUUUGUGGCGGUCAUUUCUGUUUGAAUAGCUGCCUGUUGCUGCAAUCAUACAAACAGUACGAACAACCAAUCCAGUUGCUUUCUGUUUAG
Sphenostylis stenocarpa is the source of this 357-nucleotide messenger RNA. NCBI's taxonomy places the organism in Eukaryota, Viridiplantae, Streptophyta, Magnoliopsida, Fabales, Fabaceae. The record is from the annotation of a GenBank genome assembly.